AUAGCUUUAUCGAGAUAUUAUUUUGCAUAUUAAUCCCAAUAUUAAAUUUAUUUCCGUGUUUCUUAAAGGUAAGGAACUGUAUCAAUUAAAGUAUGCAAUUUGUAAGAAAAAAAAAAUAGUGACAUCGAUGAUCAAUAACAAGAAAAUAGACUGAAAGAUUGACUCGAUCUUAUCAUUUCUCAUCGGAUUUCAAGUUUGUCGCUAACUAUUAUUUUACGUGAAACAUAAAAGAUCAAAUACUAGGAAAAUUUCUUCUAUUAAAUGGACAAAUGCAUUAACGCAUAAUGGAAGGUCCUUUAGAAAUAAAAGAUUCUGCUGCGGGUGCAGAAGAAUCUAUUAAAUCAGAAGCACCUAUACAGAAUCCGGAUAGCAGCGAUCGGAGCGAUGGUGCAGUCUCACCUCCUCCGAAUUGUAGCAUUUGCUUGGGCAAGCUAGUGAACACAUCGUUUACGGAUAGUUGUCUCCAUCAGUUCUGUUUCACUUGUUUGCUUCAGUGGUCUAAAAUAAAGACAGAAUGUCCAUUAUGUAAACAGACCUUCAAAUCGAUCAUACACAAUGUUAGAUCAGAAGAAGAUUACGAUCAGUAUCAUGUACCUAGAGAAUUGGCUACUUUGGAUCUUAAUUUUGAAUUGGGUUACACUGGGGAUGUAGGCACCCGUUUCCAUUACAGGACAACAAUGACUGGACAUCAUCGACGUCCUCACGAAAUAGUCCUUAAUCCAGAACAGGUUGCAAGAAGGGAACAGUUGCCAAGUAUAGCACCACGAGUUUCGAUGGAAGAACGCUUACGCAGACGAGCAAAUCCAACCGAUUAUCGUCGUACCAUUUAUAGGCACGGGAUUUGGGCUACUGCGUUAAGAGAUGUAUUUGGCCGUUUUCGAGAAUGUAGUGCUGAAUUUUAUCGGAGAGAGCCAAGAGAAUUAAAUCGACUUAUACCAUGGCUCAAUCGCGAAUUGCAAGUGUUACUUCUUAAUAACAAUCCUUCGCAUGUUGCAUAUGUAUUAAGAAUUAUAUUGGAGGCUCUCACUGAAUUUGAUAUUAGAAGCCCAGAAUUUCGAGACUUAGUUCGUCCUCAUUUCAAUACAUUCACCGAUCACUUUGUACACGAACUACUUAAUUAUGCACGAACUAAUUUUGAUUUGGUUGGAUACGACCAGUCUGUAACUUAUUUACCACAAGGAUUGUCAAAUGAAUAUCUAUCAAAUAUUAUAUCUCCUGCAUCUAGUAGUAAUAGUAGUAGUUCUGAUGAUUCGGAUGUUCGAGUUCUUGAUGAAGCGAUCGACCUUAGAAUGAACACAGAGAUGCCUAGUGUAGGACCCCAUGGGAUUAGUAUUCCUGGCCCGAGUACUGUGGCACAAACGUUUCAAUUAGAUAUUCCGUAUAAUGCGCCACCGGAUAUAUUGACUAUUUCCUCCGAUUCUUCCGCGUCGGACGAUUGCGAGGUAAUUGGAUACGUGAAACCUCGUCACGAAAGAACACCAGAAAUUAUAGAAUUAGUAUCAUCCGAUCCUGAAGAGAUAAAUGUUUCUCAUGUACCAAAUGACCAUCCACAACCCUCGUCUGCUUAUUUCGAAGACAACACCCAACCCAGUACAUCUCAUGAGAUCAAGAAAAGAGCAUCUAGUACAUCGUCUACUGAAAGUGAGACGGAUUCGGACAAUGAUUAUAUUUGUAGAAGAAGCAGAAAGUAUCAAAGCCGUGCUAAAAAGUCUAGAAGAAGUAUAACCGCUAAGAAACGAAACCGAUCGAGAGAAACGAGAGUUCGUAACCGAGCAAGUAGAAAUUUAUCAAGCUCCGGAGAAAGUGAUUCUAGAAAGAAGGGAACCAGAAGAAAUAUUCAGCGCACGAUGAAAAAAAGGAUGAUCAGUAGCAGCGAUUCGAGUUCAAACGAAACCGAAUCAAAAGCGAUCGAUGAGAAGAAGUCGAGGACCCCGCAGCGUUCUAUGAAAAGCAUGGUACGCGUUCGUAAAGAUUUAAUUAAGAAAGAAAAUCGAUAUACGGACGACGAAUCGUCCAGCAGUAAUAGCAGCUCCGAUUACGAUGAAACUACUAAAAAUACAAGAUCUCGUACGAUAAGGAGAUCGAAAAGAAAAUACGUAACCAGUUCGAGUGACUUUGAGCCUAGUAGAAACGAAAAAGUGACUAGAACUAGGGGUAAAUCAAGACAAGUAUCAGAUACAAAGGAAUCCCAUCGAAAAGAAUCAAGAUACAAGGAUAACAGACGAUCCCCGUCGCGAAGUAGUAGUGCAUCUUCCUACACGUCGCAACAAGGGAAAAAAUUAAAUUCGAAACGACGAGAUUCACAACGAGAUAGCGAAGACGAUGAUUCUUGGAAAAGCUACUGGGCUGUAUCAAGGAAGGAACGUGAAUUUAAAUCUAAAAGCAGAGAAGGAGCUCUGAGUAGUACAGACUUUGACGACGAUCAUUAUAGAUCCCAUAGUCAGUGCAGUAAUUAUUCAAGUAAAUCGUACACACAUAAAAAGAAAUCAAAGCAUAAAAAUAGACAUAAAAGCAAGAAGAAGAAACGAUCAAACAGUAGAACACGUAGUUCAUCUAAUCGAUCACGAUUAACUCGACGACAUCCCGUUUAAGAAUUAACAUGCCAUGUUAAAACAUUCCGAUUCGAAAAAUAAUUCAACUAAAGGAUUAAAACAAGAGAGAAGAAAACAUGCAUGUCCUGCAAUAGUUGCAUGGAGUUACAUGAGAUCUCAGGGUAAAAUCAAAUCAAAACCAAUAAAAAUAAAGAUGCAUUUGAUCGAUAAAUCCGAAUUCAGAAAUGGCGUCAUAGAUAACGUCAUUUAAUUGAAAAUCUCUAACGAGUUUUUUUUUUUUUUUAAAUAUUCAUGUGUGCAGAUACUGCAAA
Osmia lignaria (orchard mason bee) is the source of this 2863-nucleotide messenger RNA. RefSeq lists its product as uncharacterized. Gene Ontology annotation, biological process: protein monoubiquitination; protein polyubiquitination. The record is from RefSeq and is a predicted model, not a curated record. NCBI's taxonomy places the organism in Eukaryota, Metazoa, Arthropoda, Insecta, Hymenoptera, Megachilidae. Gene Ontology annotation, molecular function: metal ion binding; ubiquitin protein ligase activity.